Thunnus maccoyii (southern bluefin tuna) is the source of this 798-nucleotide messenger RNA. RefSeq names its product growth-regulated alpha protein-like. Gene Ontology annotation, cellular component: extracellular region. Bases 106 to 459 code for a protein of 117 amino acids. The record is from RefSeq and is a predicted model, not a curated record. Lineage: Eukaryota; Metazoa; Chordata; Actinopteri; Scombriformes; Scombridae. The transcript is spliced from 4 exons. Gene Ontology annotation, molecular function: CXCR chemokine receptor binding; chemokine activity. Gene Ontology annotation, biological process: chemokine-mediated signaling pathway; cellular response to lipopolysaccharide; antimicrobial humoral immune response mediated by antimicrobial peptide.
GUUACUUAGUAUAUAAAGGACAGAAAUCCUUUGAGUUGAACCAUCAGAGUCCAGACUGAAGAAAGACAGUGGAGUGUGAGCCAGCACCUGUCUACAGACACAACUAUGAAGUCAGCUGUCAUUGCCUUUCUCACCUGCCUGCUUGUCCUCUAUGUACAAGGACAAUCAGACACCGCUAGUUCAUGCAAGUGUUUAAACGGUUAUGUCGGCCGGGUCAACACAAAGGUCAUCCAGGGAAUGCCAGUCAUACACCAAUCAAGUGUCUUCUGUCUAAAGACAGAAAUUAUUGUCACAAUAGCAGAUAAGAAGAAGUGUGUGAAUCCAGCGUCACCACUGGGAAAAAUCAUUCUGCAAAACAUGAGCAAGCAAAAGAAGAAUGAAGCUGUGAGCAUGACGACGACUACCAGUCAAACUAAUACACAGAGUUCAACGAGUCACCACACAACAUCCACCAUGUAGAGCUGCUGCAAUACUUUUAUACUUAUUUUAUACUUUUUAUAUUUCAUUUUUACUAUAUUUAUGAAAUUUCAUAAUUAAAUCUAAUUUAAAUGUAGUAUUUUUUUAUUUAUACAGUUAUAUCACUGAUCUUUCAUGGUAGUGGUAUUUUUCACUCCUAUUUCUUGACUGUUACGCACCACAACACCAAAGCAAAUCCCUUGUUGUAUGUUUCUGAUUCUGAUUAUCAUGUCACUACAAUAAGUGAUCUUCUGUUUCUGUUUUCUUAACUUAAAUUGUCAUUGUGUUUAUAUAGUAAAUAAGUCAUUUGUAUAUAUUUUGAAUAUUUUUUGGUACCAAAAA